AUGGAUUAUAUCCUUGUUAAAGCUUUUGAAUAUGGCACAGUCAACAGUGCCAAGCAAGGAAGUGCAAGAACGCUGAAUUCAGCACAUGACUGGUGGCCACUGAAAAAGGAGAAAUCACCAGCAGCCGGUCCCCGGCCGCCAGUUCCACCGGUGUCCGUGGCGGCGGUGCUACCCGCCGGAGGCAGCGGAGAGCGCAUGGGUGGCGGGACGCCGAAGCAGUUCUGCGCCCUCCUGGGAAGGCCUCUAAUUAGCUAUACGGUGGGAGCGAUGGAAAGAAUUGCCUGGAUCUCUGAUAUUGUCGUGGUGGUGUCUCCAGAGAAUAUUGAAAUAAUGAGGUCUAUCUUAAAAAAAUAUGGCCACAAUCGGACAGUAGUAGUUCAAGGUGGAAUGACUCGUCAUAGAUCUAUCUUCAAUGGACUGGAAAUAUUUGUAAAUGGCGACUGUGUCAGUCCCCUACUUAAGAAACCAGAAGUAGUGAUAGUCCAUGAUGCUGUGAGGCCAUUUGUUGAAGAAGAUAUUCUUUUUAAAGUAGUUAUGGCUGCAAAAGAACAUGGGGCAGCAGGAGCAGUCCGUCCUCUUGUUUCUACUGUUAUUGCUUCCUCUGCAGAUGGAUGUUUAGACCAUUCGCUAGAUCGUGCCAAAUACAGAGCAAGUGAAAUGCCUCAGGCUUUCUUAUUUGAUAUAAUCCAUCAAGCAUAUCAUCAGUGUAGUGACUAUGACCUGGAUUUUGGAACAGAAUGUUUACAUCUUGCUCUAAAAUACAGCAAAACAAAUGCCAAACUUAUUGAAGGCCCCCCUGACUUAUGGAAGGUGACCUACAAACGGGAUCUGUAUGCAGCUGAUUCUUUAAUUAAGGACACUGUAUCACAACAAAUUUGUCUUAUCACUGAUAUGAAGGAAGAUGCUGUGCAAGUAGGCUUCCUCCUUCAUGAAGCACUGAAGAGUCAUGUGAAAGUAAUUUAUGCACCAGCCACCAAUGUUGAAGAGUCUACUGUGCAUCUGAAGGGCAUUCUUCCUAAUGUGAACACUGCUUUUCUUUAGGAUAAAUCAUCUGACUUCCAAGAAAUUUGUCAACUAGUGGAAACACUUGAAAACACAAAUGCUUCUGUUUUAUAUUCUCUUGUCAUCAUCUCGGUACACUUGGACAUUUUAAAUAGUGCAUCUUCUUGCAAUGAAAACCAGAGCUUGACUAAACUUGCAAAAGAAAUAAAAAAGAAAAAUAUUUUACUUUAUGGUCUGAUUAUACAUUACAGAAAGGACAGCCUGAUGCUGGAAGAGACCAUAGAUUCAGCUGCUGCACUUAUCAUGGCAUUAAUAAGGGAAAGAAAUCCUGUCUUUGUUGGCCAGAUCCUGGAAGCAUGAAAAGAGAGGGAACAUUUAUUUCAAGCAAACUUCCUUGUUUUUCUCACCCAGAAGGAAGAAAACUGAUCUAUCCUUAAUUGACAAGACAGGCAAGAAAAUGAAGUAAGUUGUGGUGGGAAAUUAUAUAUUGACAUAUGCAAAUUGCUUAAAUAUAAGCAACAGGAUCUGGACUGAGAUAAAAAGUCAGAAAAAUAAUCAGCUACAGCUAGCAUCGACUGAAUAAAGUCAGUUCACCGAUUAAUGAGAAAGCAGGUCCUUUAACAAACUGAAAUCUGUUGUUGUUGCUUGGCGUCAAGGUGCCUCCAAUUUACAGCGACCCUGCAAAUGAGAGAUCUACCAAAUAUCCUGGCCUCAACAGCCCUGUUCAGCUCUUGCAGACUCAAGUAAAUCCAUCUUAUAUAUGGUCUUCCUUUU
This is a messenger RNA of Pogona vitticeps (central bearded dragon), 1776 nucleotides long. The record is from RefSeq and is a predicted model, not a curated record. NCBI's taxonomy places the organism in Eukaryota, Metazoa, Chordata, Lepidosauria, Squamata, Agamidae.